CCGUGAGAAACAAAGAGUCUUUCUCCUGUCGAUGUACUUCUGUGCAUGCAUGUCCACGCGUCGCCGAAAGCGGCGACGACAUACGCUCACACCAUUUCUCGCGCGUCGAGAAAUCGUUGUCCUUCUACGCUUUUGAGUCCUAACUUCUUCUCCUCAUCCUCUGUUUUUUACGGUAGUUUUGGCAGAAGUCCUGAGCCUCCGCCCUCGUUCUCCAGUUUCUCGACCUCGCGCGAAGGUUCUUCGCCUUCUCUCUGCUUUUUCUCGCCGACGCAAGAUCGCUUCUCUCUUCUUCCACUCUCUCCGUGUCGUUUCUCCGUUGUUCCUUUGCGAUCGGGUGUAUCGAUUCUCACUCAGGCGUCUGUUCCAGCGAACGAGAGAUGUCCCCCUUCCUCGCCUGUUCGCUGUUCUCUCCAGAUGUCUCUCUGUGCACCUGUGGAUUCAUAUGCAGUAGCAUCACAACGCAUCCAGUCUCGGUGUCGAGCUUCAUGUCAAACAUACGCAUGCAUAUAUGCUCGUAAAUCUGCAGACAUGUGAUUCCGUAUAUCUGCGUGUAUGCGCAUCUGUGUGCCCCUUCAUAUAUAUAUAUAUAUAUAAAUAUAUAUAUAUAUAUAUAUAUAUAAAUAUAUAAAUAAAUAAAUAAAUAUAUAUAUAUAUAUAUAUAUAUGGGGACGCGCGGAGGAAGGAAGAUUGUCGAUUUCCGUGCGUAUUGAGAGAUGGAGGAGGGAGGCGCGGUGACUGGGCGCCUGGAGGAGGCCUUCCAUGAUGUUUCUUUGGGCGGAAGGAAAGGAACUUUUUUUUUGACUUCGAAAGCUCUCGCAUUUCUCUCCUGCGUGGAGAGCACGGCUGCGAAGGAAGGUGAACACGGGGAAGGACGAGAAGAGAAAACAGAGAGCGACGAACAACAAGCGAAGUCAGGUCAAGCUUUCGAGCUCCAGCUUCUCGUCUGGAUUCAGCAAUGGACUUCCACUGAGCGAUCCAAGAAAAGCGCAAAAGCGCGCCUGACCUUCUCGAACGCGGCGGUCCUACCCUCGGCUUCUGCAUGUGUGCCAGCAACCGGCACCGCCGUCCUCGACUUCGGCGCAGAUCGAGGAAAGAUGGACGCUGCAUGCAGUCUCCUGCAGCAGCUCCACAACGCCGAGCGCCACCGACCCUCCUUCUCGCUGCACGUCUGCGAAACCAAUUCCCCAGAGCGACAGGCUUUCCUGGAGGACCUGAAGAUUGUUCUCGGCCUGCCGGCUUCGUCCGAUCUGCAUGCGGCACUCUCGCUGCCCUAUCUGCUUCUGCGUCCUUCUCUCUCGAUAUACGAGCAUCGCUUGAGGUCGCCUUCGCUCCCCAGUCCGGAACUUCCUCACGAGAGCGAAAGACCGUCUUUCGCGGCUGCCAUGACGCCUCCCAAAGGCGCAGGAGGCGCACCUGAACCUGCCGGCACACCGAGCCCAGGCGCACAUGACUCUGGAGCAGGUGUACAUACACCAGGGCAGAGUCAGCCAGAGGGUGUCUCGGAGUCUGGGAAGAAGCGCGGCGCGGCGUUUGGACCUGCUGGAGACCUGAGAGACGUUUCGGAGGCAAAGCGAGCAAAGGCCUCCAGCGCUUCCGGCAAAGAGCUGCAAAAAACGUCGAGAGCUCCGCAGCCGAGCUCUUCUUCUGCGACUCCUCCCGCGCUCCCCUCUCUGGGGCCUUCUUCUCGUUCACCUGCGCCCGAGGCGCCUGAUCUUCGUCUCCGGAGACUGCACUUGGAGACCGUCGAGAAGAUGGAGAGGCUUCGCGAGGCUCGUGAAAUCCGCGCUGCGCAGCGCAGCCUCCUGCAGAAGAACGCAGUUCUGCGAAACCUGUAUCUCUUCCUCGUCGGCGAUCCAGAGGACGACGGCGACGUCUGCGGGGACCCUGGCAGCGAAGAACAGACAAAGGCGUCAGACGCCAGCGGAGCAGGUGUGAAGAAAGGAAAGGACGGACGGGAGCCGGGGAAGGUGCUCAGUCGAGAAGAAUUCUGGAAGCUCCACCAAAGCGACCUCGUUGCGCAUCGCGCUCAACUCGCACCCGAUCCACCCGCAUCGGCUUUCCUGAUUCGACCGCCGCAGUUUGAGUAUGUUGGAGGCAGCGGAGGAUCGGAAAAACCUUCUUUGCUCGUGGACUGCAGCGAGCAGAUGCUCGACGCAAUUCUCGAGGAAGACCCGCGCAUCAACGAGGUGUACAGACAGCUCGUGCCCACAGGUCGGAUCGCGCGCGAGAAGUUUUUUGAGCGUCUUUUUCAGUCCAAGUAUUUCCAGGAAUUCCUCGGCUUGCCUGCACAAGCCUCUGCCGCUGGUCACGCGACGCUCGCUGGCCUCUCCAGCGAAGACUCAGGAACUCUCAUCAACCUGUCAAACACCGCCCCGUCGCUUCUGGCGCCCUCUGCACAAGUCGUGCUGGAGCUGGCGACGGCGUCCGAGGAUCUGAUCAGUACGGAGGCUUUCCGGAUGCGCGGAUUCGGCACGGCUGACGGACUAAACUCUUUGGGAGGCGAUGCGGUCGACUCAACAGAAGCCAAGCGACGCAUGACGCUCGCGCCCUCAGAGCCUCAAGACGCGCUUCCAGGCGUCCCCAACGCUCGCCGCCCUCUACAGAGUCGGCUGCUGGAGCGAUUCAAUCGGCAGUCGCACCGCCUCCUUCUCCAGCACAUGUUGCCUCCGACCGCGGUCGCGGCGUCGCAGAGAGAGCCUGAAGCCUCAGGAGCGCCAGGGGUGGGGCGCGCGGCCGCUGGGGAGCUGGAGAAAAUCCACGAGCAGCUGCAGCUGGUGGCCGACCAAGAAAAAAAGAUUUUCAGCGCUCAGAAGGAAGACGCGCGAAGCAGGCCUGGCCCCGCGGGAAAGGCCCCCCGACCCCACACCCGUCCUCUCGUCGCCGAGUCCUCAAAGAGCGAGAGAGUAGCCGCAGAGCUGCGACUGGGGGAUCUGGCAACUCCGGAGACAGUGUCUCACCAGCUGCUGGAAGUGAGUCGGAGACAGCUGUACGCGGCGGGGAGUCGGCGGGUGCCGUCUGUCUCGGAGAAAAGCAAAUCUUUGCCUGCAUGCGCCGAGUGGGCCUCUCCGGGCGAUGCAGGGAGCGCGGAGGAGCAGGAGAGAACGACGCGCGCAGCCGAGAGAAAAGCGGUUGAAGAGUGGAUUGGACAAGUCACGGAGAGAGUCGAGGGUCACACGGUGACGCCGACUGCUUCCUUGUACGAAACGGGCCGGUACAUGUUUGUCUUCAACACGAAGUUGUGUCAAAGCGAGAAGGUGGCACAAGUCGCAGCGUUGGACUACGAACCGACGACGGUGAAUGCGGUGCGCGCCCACCAGGCGAGGGUGACGGAGCUGCUGCAGCAUUUCUACGCCUCGGCUGUCCCAGAUGAAGAGAAACGCGAGCGGAUUAUUCAGGCUCUCGACGCCACGAAGAACGAACUCGAGAGAACGCAAGAGAGCACCUUCGGGCCGUACACGGGGGCAGCAACGAAGGCACUGUGCAUGCCGUUGUUUGACCAGAUAAAUGCGGCGAAAGUGCACCACAACAAGUUGAAGAAACUUCUCUCAGACUUGAGAGCGCAGAGAAAGUCACACCACAUGCGCCAGGCUGCACUCACACAGCGUGCUCCAUCCCAGGCGCAUGACAGGCGACAGUCCGCUUCGUACACAUAGAUCUGUUUUCCGUUUUCUCUCAGUGGACGUGGAUCUGUGUGGACUGACACUCUGGAAACCCACCAAAGGAUUGGGAACUCGGUCAAGACUUUUUACACCGAACCGAUACGAGGAAGUCCGCAAUACAGCGAGUGAUUAUAUGUCCCCAGGGAGAGAGUAGCCUCAAAGCGUCCAGAGCACACAGUCGGGUCUCGGAGAAAGAAGAUUUCGAACGCGUGUGCCACCGCAGAGAAAAACUCACCUUUACACUUUGCACAUGCAACAGAGCUGGAGCAGGCCGUUGUUGUGGCGAGUGGUCGGGAAAAAAGCGGAG
This is a messenger RNA of Toxoplasma gondii ME49, 3966 nucleotides long. RefSeq lists its product as hypothetical. Gene Ontology annotation, biological process: transcription by RNA polymerase II; transcription by RNA polymerase I; nucleotide-excision repair. The record is from RefSeq and is a predicted model, not a curated record. The coding region runs from base 714 to 3653 and encodes 979 amino acids. The transcript has 13 exons. Gene Ontology annotation, cellular component: transcription factor TFIIH core complex; transcription factor TFIIH holo complex. NCBI's taxonomy places the organism in Eukaryota, Apicomplexa, Conoidasida, Eucoccidiorida, Sarcocystidae.